AUGUCUUUUUCAUUAGCUCCUCUAGUUAAAGGGAAGGAAACAAAGGAAAUUAAAAAUGAGUUGACAACAUCUCAAAAGAACCCAGUUUAUCAAUCUGAUCUAUUUAGAUCUCAAAAUUCAAGUUCAAUUAAUAUUAAACAAGAAACUUCCCAAGAUAAUCAAACCGUUCAAUUAUAUAUCCACAAGAUUAAUAAACAAAAAAUCACACCUAUGACAACUGCUGAUCCAUCUAAGCAAUAUUUAAUGCAAAUUUAUUCACAAAUUAUAGAAACGGUUGAUCCUAUAUCAGAAAAAUCUCUUUUUAGCUAUAUGAUAGCACAACCUGAAGCCCUAUGCUUAAAAAAUCAAAAUGCAAAAUUCGAUCAAUUACAAACUUGGCUUGGCAUAUUAUCAAAGAGAUUUAGCGUGGAAAUGACAUACAUUGACAGUCAAGAAGAGGCCAACGCUGGAAGCUUUUUUUUAGGCAAAUACGUUCUUUUUCAUCAAAAAAAUCAAAAUUAUACCUCACCUCAAUUUGAUCAAACAAAGAAAUUCAAAAAUGGUGUUUAUAAGUUAUUAUGGAUAGUUACCGGUCCACCAAUUUCUGAGGACGGAACGCACAGAAAUGAGGGAAGCUCAGUCUAUAUGCUUUCUGAAGACGAAAAACACAGUGAUGAAAUAAUAACAUCAAACGAGUAUUAUUUGUUUUAUGAUUAUGAUCAUGCCGUAAUAUAA
Messenger RNA from Trichomonas vaginalis G3, 714 nucleotides. RefSeq lists its product as uncharacterized. The coding region runs from base 1 to 714 and encodes 237 amino acids. NCBI's taxonomy places the organism in Eukaryota, Parabasalia, Trichomonadida, Trichomonadidae. The transcript has a single exon. The record is from RefSeq and is a predicted model, not a curated record.